Onychostoma macrolepis is the source of this 2179-nucleotide messenger RNA. Its product is annotated as peroxynitrite isomerase THAP4-like. The record is from RefSeq and is a predicted model, not a curated record. The transcript is spliced from 3 exons. The coding region runs from base 627 to 2117 and encodes 496 amino acids. NCBI's taxonomy places the organism in Eukaryota, Metazoa, Chordata, Actinopteri, Cypriniformes, Cyprinidae.
CAACACCCUUUUUACCUUGUCAAAAAUAGCUCUGUUCAUAGCGAGCCGUUUUGGUGCAUGUCCCUUUAAAUGCUAAUGAGCUCUGCUCACCCCACCCCUCUUUUUUCUGGGGUGAUGAGCCAAUAGGCCCUUUUCACAAUGACGUCAGAAAACUUCUGCCUUUCCUCAAAGCAGUGUAUACGCACUUCCGUUUAACCGUACGCGCGCUGGAUACCUCAGGAAAAUGUCGGAAGUUGGAACUUAUUAACUAACAACACGAAAGGUAAAGUUCAGAAUAAUAAUGUUUAGGUAUUUACCGGGUUUUUUAUGUUAAUUCGUUUGAUAACGUUAAUGAUUAUUUCCAGUUUUCCUUUCUUUAACGUGUAACUGCCUUGGUUGGGAAAGUAGGCUAACGUUAGCUAUCAGCUAAAAAUAAAAACAUGCAUCGCUCUCAGCCUGUGUUGCCUUAAGUUUACUAAUAAGAGUUAACUUUUUAUUUAUUAUACAUUAAUGUAUAUUCCAGCACUGUUGUUUAGAAUAACUCCCUCUUAAUAAAAGCUAAAUGUUAAACCAUUUUCAUAUGCUGAUGUGAUUCAUUAUUCCUUUCUUCCUGUGUCCAUCUUUCAACAGUUUUCCAUCCAACAAGCAUGGCACAGUCAUCUUGUAGAUGUUAUUGCAGUGUUCCUUGUUGUUCGAACAACAAACAGAAAUUUCCUUAUUUAAGUUUCCACGAUUUUCCAGUGGACACAGACACACGUGCCCGUUGGAUUAGGGCGAUCAAAAGAGAUGAGGGACCGAGUUUUCAAAUCCUUCGUGGGAGUACCUAUGUGUGUAGCCAGCACUUUGUCCCAGAGGAUACAUGUACAUCAGCCAGUGGACGAACCAGGAUUAAAAAAGGAGCAGUGCCGUCUAGAUUCUCCUGGAAUGAUUGGGGUAAAGGAAGAGGCUCACAUGCUCGGCAGUCAGUUUACCAGAGAUCAAGGAAGCAUUUUAGGGCUGCUGUCCUUGAUGAAUCUCAGGAGAUGCCUGUCCCAGGAGACAUCACAGAGGAGGCACUGUCUGCAGGUGGAGUGGCAAAAGAUCAUGACUAUGCCUAUCAUCCUUCUCCUGGGAAACUGGAUAGUGCUGCACGGAGAAUUCAAGAGUUGGAGCUUCAGGUUUUGUCACUAGAACUUGAAAUCCAGCAGCUGACAGUUAAGCAGCUGAAGCUGCUGAUUUUCAAGUUCUGUGUCACAGAUGAGGACUUCCGUUACUACACGAGGUUCAGCUCAAAGGAGGUCUUCACUGUGUUUUGGGAGUCAGUUUACCCCUCUGCUUCAAGGCUUUUGUACUGGUCCAAGGCACAGCGAACAGAUCAUGAGACACCUAGCCCUCAACGAAAACUUCAGCUCAUUGAUGAACUAUUCAUGUUUCUCUGUCGUGUUGCAGCUGGGCUUCAGGAGAAAACCUUGUCGUCCAUCUUUGAGGUCAGCUUGUCUACAGUUAGUCGCAUCAUUUUAACAUGGACAAGCUACCUUUACCAGGUUCUUGGCUCACUACCAUUGUGGAUGACAAGAGAGCAAGUGCAGGCCACAAUGCCUGACAAGUUCAAGCUCUACUGCCCUCAGGUGAGAGUGAUAAUUGACUGCACAGAGAUCCGUUGUGAAACAGCAUCUUCUCUCUUACUGCAGUCAGAAAGUUUUUCCAACUAUAAAAACCACACCACCUUUAAAGGUCUAAUUGGCAUUGCCCCAUGUGGGGUUAUCACAUUUAUAUCUAAACUGUACACAGGCUCCAUCUCAGAUUUAGAAAUAACUCGGCAAUCGCAGAUCUUGCAGUUACUUCAACCAGGAGAUGGAGUAAUGGCUGAUAAGGGGUUCCAGAUUGAGAAGAUGCUGUCAGAGGUGGGGGCAACACUCAUCAUCCCUCCGCUGAAGAAAUCUGCUCAGCUCAGCUUGGAGGAUACCCAGAAGACCCAGGCUAUUGCCCGUCUGAGAAUUUUAGUUGAGAGGGCCAUACGCAAGGUGAAGGAGUACCAUAUUUGGGAUGGGCUUGUUCCUCUUUCAAUGGUCGGAUCAGUCAAUCAGCUGUGGGCCAUAUGUUGCUUGAUGUCAAACUAUCAGGGACCUCUUGUUAUCAAAGGGGACAAACCAGUCUGAAGUGUUUCCUCUCAAUCCCACUAUUAGCUGUUUGAAACUGUGUAUAUAGACUGUAAAUACAA